Clonostachys rhizophaga is the source of this 828-nucleotide messenger RNA. NCBI's taxonomy places the organism in Eukaryota, Fungi, Ascomycota, Sordariomycetes, Hypocreales, Bionectriaceae. The record is from the annotation of a GenBank genome assembly.
AUGCGCUGGGUCUCUCUCUGUGCUGUCUUGGGCGUGGCCCUGCUCUCACCCGCAGCCGAUGCUCGCCCCUGUAAGACCCGAUCCACGACCACUCCGUCUGCCACUCAUUCCCCAACACUGCCGGUCUCAUCCAUAAGUUCCGUGUCUACGCCAAUCUCAACCCCCGUCUCAUCGGAUAUAUCGACGCCUAUUUCUACUCCCGUUUCAUCGGAUGUCUCGACUCCAAUCUCUACACCUGUAUCAUCGGACGUGUCGGUUUCGCUUUCGACCCCCGUAUCGACCGAUUUGUCAACUCCCGUAGAGUCGACGACUACUCCCACGUCUACACCCAUUCCUGAACCGACCCCGGUGAACCUGAUUCAAAAUGGAAAUUUCGAAGGCGAGGAUGUCUCGGUCUGGGCCGUUAGGACUGUGAGCAUUGAGGAAGACGCCGCCAAAGCCGCCUCUGGAUCCCACUACGCUCGAUUCUACCUCGAGAAUGAUUCAGGUGCCGGAGGAAACCAUUUGAACCAGACUAUCAAUGGUCUUGACACCUCCAGACUAUACCGACUAUCUUUCUCGGGAGCCGUUUUUGGUCUCACUAACCUUGGUGACGCGACCUGCGAGAUACAAGCCCUGGCGAACGGUAACCAGAAAGGAGCCUGGCCGAUCCGAACUAUCCCUGCGGGAUCCUAUUCCAGCUACGGCACUGACUUCAUAGCCGAUUCAGAAGACUUUGUCUUGACUUUUAGGGUCAGAUGCUCGGGCGAGAAUCUCGUUACUCUUGACUUUGCUGUUGAUGACAUAGUCCUUCAGGUUAUCGGAGCGGUACCAGUAUCGCCGAUCUGA